AUGGUGCAAGAAUUACGUUUCGACAACCAGACCGUGGUGGUCACUGGUGCUGGCGGUGGUCUGGGGAAAGCAUAUGCCCUCUUCUUCGCCUCGAGAGGUGCCAAUGUCGUUGUCAACGACCUGGGCGGUUCCUUCAAGGGCGAAGGUGCGGGCACAAAGGCAGCCGACGUUGUUGUCGAUGAGAUCAAAGCUGCCGGCGGCAAAGCAGUUGCCAACUACGACAGUGUCGAGAACGGCGACAGAAUCAUCAAAACCGCCAUCGAUACCUUUGGCCGUGUCGACGUCCUCCUUAACAAUGCCGGUAUCCUCCGUGAUGUCAGCUUCAAGAACAUGAAGGAUUCGGACUGGGAUCUGAUCAACGCCGUCCACGUCAAAGGUGCAUACAAAUGUGCAAGAGCCGCAUGGCCAUAUUUCAGGAAACAGAAGUAUGGCCGAGUCAUCAACACCGCUUCUGCCGCCGGCCUGUUUGGCAGCUUCGGCCAGUGCAACUACUCCGCCGCGAAACUGGCCCAAGUCGGGUUUACGGAGACCCUGGCUAAAGAAGGAGCCAAGUAUAACAUCAUCUGCAAUGUUAUUGCUCCAAUUGCCGCCAGUCGCAUGACGGCGACCGUCAUGCCUCCGGACGUGCUGGAAAACCUCAAGCCCGACUGGGUUGUGCCUCUCGUUGCUGUUUUGGUCCACCCGUCCAACACACACACGAGUGGCUCGAUCUUCGAAGUUGGUGGAGGCCACAUCGCGAAAUUGAGAUGGGAGCGUGCGAAGGGUCUGUUGCUCAAAGCUGACGACACCUAUACCCCUGGCGCUAUCUUGAAAAAGUGGGAUCAAGUCAACGAUUUCUCCGAGCCGGAAUACCCUAAUGGUGUUGCCGACUUCGUGAGCAAGGCGGAAGAAUCGAUGAAGCUACCACCUAAUGAACAAGGCGAGGACAUUCGCUUCGAUGGCAAAGUCGUCCUGGUGACUGGCGGUGGCGCUGGGCUCGGCCGAGGCUACUGUCUCGCUUUCGCUAAGCGGGGCGCAUCCGUCGUUGUCAACGAUCUCGUCAACCCAGAUACUGUUGUGCAAGAGAUUCAAAAACUUGGCGGCAAGGCUGUCGGUAACAAAGCCUCGGUUGAGGACGGUGAUGCUGUUGUCAAGACCGCCAUCGACACUUUCGGCAGAAUCGAUAUCUUGAUCAACAACGCUGGUAUCCUCAGGGACAAGGCGUUUACCAAUAUGGAAGACAAGCAAUGGGAUGACAUCAUCAACAUCCAUCUCCGUGGCACCUACAAAGUGACCAAGGCGGCAUGGCCAUACAUGCUCAAGCAGAAAUAUGGCCGAAUCGUGAACACAACCAGCACGAGUGGUAUCUAUGGCAAUUUUGGUCAAGCCAACUACGCUGCCGCGAAACUCGGUAUCCUUGGAUUUUCUCGAUCUUUGGCGUUGGAAGGCCGGAAGAACAACAUCUUUGUCAACACCAUUGCCCCUAACGCAGGAACACAGAUGACCCGAAGCAUCUUGCCCGAGGAAUUGGUGCAACUCUUCAAGCCCGAAUAUGUCGCUCCUCUUGUGCUCGCGUUAUGCUCGGAUAAGGUUCCAGAGCCGCCCACAGGCCUUCUCUUUGAAGUCGGUAGUGGCUGGCAAGCACGGACACGAUGGCAAAGAACCGGAGGCCACGGAUUCCCCGUCGACGUCAAGCUGACUCCCGAGCACGUUCUCGAGAAAUGGGACCGCAUCACCAACUUUGAUGACGGCCGAGCCGAUCACCCUGAGACUGGCCAGGAUGGCCUGAAGUCUAUCAUGGCCAACAUGGAGAACAAAGCCAACAAAUCAGAGGAGUCAGGGUCCGGUACAGACUACUUGGCAGCAAUCGAAAAGGCCAAGAAAGCUCAAGCGAGCGGCACUGAGUUUGUCUACGACGACCGGGAUGUCAUCCUUUACAACCUGUCCCUCAACGCUAAGAGAACACAACUGCCCUUGGUGUACGAAAACGACGACAACUUCCAGGUUCUGCCGACUUUUGGAGUCAUCCCCUUCUUCGGUGCUGUGGCACCUUUCUCGAUGGAUGAGGUCCUUCCCAACUUCUCGCCGAUGAUGCUCCUACAUGGCGAACAAUACCUGGAGAUUCGAAAGUUCCCCAUCCCCACGGCCGCCAAACUGAUAUCGUACCCGCGACUGGUAGAAGUUGUCGACAAGGGUAACGCUGGUAUUGUCGUGACCGGCACCAUCACCAAGGAUGCAAAGACUGGAGAGGAUGUCUUUUACAAUGAGUCCACCGUCUUCGUCCGAGGAUCGGGUGGCUUUGGAGGACCUAAGAAGGGAGCCAACCGCGGCAACGCAACCACUGUCUACCAGCCACCCAAGCGAGCUCCUGACGCCGUUGUUGAGGAGAAAACCUCUGAAGACCAAGCUGCUUUGUACAGACUGAACGGCGACCGGAACCCCCUCCACAUUGAUCCUGAAUUUAGCAAAAUCGGUGGCUUUAAGGAACCCAUCCUGCAUGGUCUCUGUUUCAUGGGUUUCAGCGGUAAACACAUUGUCCAGACCUACGGCCUGUUCAAGAACAUCAAAGUCCGCUUUGCUGGUACCGUGAUUCCAGGACAGACUCUGGUAACUGAGAUGUGGAAGGAGGGUAACAAGAUUAUCUUCCAGACCAAGGUCAAGGAGACCGGCAAGCUCUGCAUUGCCGGUGCUGGAGCCGAGCUCUUGGGUGCCCCUAAGCCCAAAUUGUAG
Molecule: messenger RNA, 2709 nt
Organism: Fonsecaea erecta
Lineage: Eukaryota; Fungi; Ascomycota; Eurotiomycetes; Chaetothyriales; Herpotrichiellaceae
Product: peroxisomal hydratase-dehydrogenase-epimerase
Exons: 4
Coding region: 1-2709 (902 amino acids)
Molecular function (GO): oxidoreductase activity
Source: RefSeq, a predicted model, not a curated record